AUGCCAGUCAAAGCUAUAUCCAAAAGCACGCUAGCCCGUAACGGUAUUGGUGCAUUUGUGAGACCUUGCUAUAAGGUCACGCUUCAAUACUGCAACUGGGGCGGCUCCUCCCAGGGUAUGAGAGACUUCUUGACCCAUGAGAAGAGAUCGUUGAACAAAUUUGCAUCAAAUAACAAGGACGUUUUCUUUGAAAUUAAACAGCAAAGCGGUCACCCUCAGCUCGUCCUUCACUACAACAACGGCAAGACCGAGGCCGUCGACGUGAGAAACCAGAGUGUAUCUGAGAUCACCAAACAGCUCUGGGAGAGUGUCCAGAGAAGUGGUAACGACCGCUUCAAGUUUAACCAGAAGGUCAUGUCCAAUAACGAGUCCGUCAGAGGCAUCUGGUCCCCCUUGCAUGUGGCCAAGGAGAACAGACACAAAAUAUAG
Candidozyma duobushaemuli is the source of this 429-nucleotide messenger RNA. Its product is annotated as mitochondrial 54S ribosomal protein mL43. Gene Ontology annotation, cellular component: mitochondrial large ribosomal subunit. The record is from RefSeq and is a predicted model, not a curated record. The transcript has a single exon. Gene Ontology annotation, biological process: mitochondrial translation. NCBI's taxonomy places the organism in Eukaryota, Fungi, Ascomycota, Pichiomycetes, Serinales, Metschnikowiaceae. Gene Ontology annotation, molecular function: structural constituent of ribosome. The coding region runs from base 1 to 429 and encodes 142 amino acids.